This is a messenger RNA of Kickxella alabastrina, 864 nucleotides long. RefSeq names its product serine/threonine-protein phosphatase 2A activator isoform e. The coding region runs from base 1 to 864 and encodes 287 amino acids. Gene Ontology annotation, biological process: mitotic spindle organization. NCBI's taxonomy places the organism in Eukaryota, Fungi, Kickxellomycota, Kickxellomycetes, Kickxellales, Kickxellaceae. The record is from RefSeq and is a predicted model, not a curated record. Gene Ontology annotation, cellular component: nucleus; cytoplasm; protein phosphatase type 2A complex. Gene Ontology annotation, molecular function: peptidyl-prolyl cis-trans isomerase activity; protein tyrosine phosphatase activator activity. The transcript has a single exon.
AUGACCAAAUGGCAAAAGUCGUCGGCGUACAUGGAAAUUGUCAGCUUUGUCGAGCAGCUUAGCAAGAGUGUCGAGGGGAAGCGGACGUCGUCAAAGUACCCCGUCUCGCCCCAUGUGCAGGGAAUAUGCCAGCUGCUGGACCAGGCAGAGUCGUGGAUUUCAGAAUUCCCGCCAGACACAUCUGCAUCAUCGAGGUUCGGCAACAGGGCAUUUCGCCAGUGGGUGACCAGGCUUGAGGAGCAAGCAUCGCGCCUUCUUUGUGAGCUGCUGCCCGAGAAGUGGCACAGCGCUGCAGAUGAGCUCACGCCGUACCUGACAAUGGCAUUCGGCAAUGCUACACGCAUCGACUACGGGUCCGGUCACGAGCUGUCAUUCGCAAUGUGGCUUCUGUGCCUAUGCAAGAUUGGGUUCUUGGAGCCGGCCGACUCGGCGGCAAUGGUACUGGUUGUCUUUGCCCAGUACUUGCGGCUGUGUCAGCAGCUACAGCGCACAUACAAGCUCGAGCCGGCAGGUAGCCAUGGCGUAUGGGGGCUUGACGAUUAUCAGUUCCUGCCGUUCUACUUUGGCAGCGCGCAGUUCAUCGGUACGCCGACGACGCCAGCUGCCGGCAUCGAUGCUCGCCUUGUGGCAGAGCAGGGCGGCGAGUAUAUGUACCUUCAGGCCAUUGGUUUCAUCAUGGACGUGAAGAACGGGCCGUUCUUCGAGCACUCGCGCCAGCUGUACGAUAUUUCGGGCGUGGCCCGGUGGGAAAAGGUCAAUCAGGGGCUGGGGAAAAUGUACAAGGCCGAGGUGCUGGGCAAGUUCCCUGUGGUGCAGCACCUGGUUUUUGGGACGCUGUUGGCAAUAUCCCCGCUGUGCGGCUGA